Messenger RNA from Zerene cesonia (dogface butterfly), 1310 nucleotides. RefSeq names its product ubiquitin-conjugating enzyme E2 N (gene Ubc13). The coding region runs from base 236 to 691 and encodes 151 amino acids. Lineage: Eukaryota; Metazoa; Arthropoda; Insecta; Lepidoptera; Pieridae. The transcript has a single exon. The record is from RefSeq and is a predicted model, not a curated record.
UAUGUGUUAUCUAUGGCAUUUCAUAGUUAAAAAUUGAAGUGAGCUCUGUAACAUCGCUUUUGUAAUCUCGUUUUCAGCAAUAUCAUGGCUAAAAUGCUGCUAUAAUUUAAUUGUCUGGAAUACGUGCCUCAGUGAUAAUUAUAAACACGUGCAGGGGAGAGACAGUUGGAUACUUUUUGAAAUUAUAUGAUUACUUUGUUUCAUUUGACAAAUUGCGCUAGACCGCAUAUAUAAAAUGGCAGCCCUACCACGUAGAAUAAUCAAAGAGACACAGCGAUUGAUGCAAGAACCCGUGCCGGGAAUAAGUGCGGUGCCUAGCGAGACUAAUGCGCGUUAUUUUCACGUAAUCGUCACCGGCCCAGAGGACUCACCGUUCGAAGGAGGACUAUUCAAAUUAGAACUAUUCCUGCCAGAAGACUAUCCAAUGUCAGCGCCUAAGGUUAGGUUUAUAACGAAAAUAUAUCACCCGAAUAUAGACCGACUGGGUCGCAUAUGCUUGGAUAUAUUGAAGGAUAAGUGGAGCCCAGCAUUGCAAAUUCGUACCGUUCUCCUUUCCAUUCAGGCGUUACUAUCGGCGCCUAACCCUGACGACCCCCUCGCGAACGACGUAGCUGAACUUUGGAAAGUUAACGAAAGCGAGGCGAUUCGAAACGCUAAGGAGUGGACGAGGAGAUAUGCUAUGGAUAACUGAGCAUACGCCGUCGCAACCAGUGCCUCCCCACACGCGAGAAAAGUGGAAGAAACUAACAUAAUUAUAUUAUUAUCAUGAUUUAAGAGUGCAAGUUAUGUUUACAACCUAGACCAGUAACUUGUGAAGAGACAAUUGUGAAAAAAAAAAAUUAAUCGGCUGAGGUAAUUGCUGUGACACCGUGGUGUGCUCAGGUUAACCUUUUGCAUUUGAAUGUAGUCCUCCUCGUCUCGGCACGAUUCGACAGCCCAUUGUUUCCCCUCACUUGUAGCUUCAUUAUGAUAUUAGGUAUGCAUAUUUUUUUACUGUAAUAAAAAUAGCAAAUUUAAAGAACAUCGGGAGAUUAUUGUGAUGUAUAUAUUCAUGGUUAUGAAGUUUGGUUAAUUUUAUACAAAGGAUAGUGUGUAUCGUCACAAAGCCUUUGCCAGAAUCUUAUCAAUAUUAAGUGCUAUCAUAACAUUGGUUCCCUGAUCUCUACUGAUACUGAAUAAUUAGACAGAGGAAGGAAAAUAAUUAAUUUAUUUCAGUGAUCAAUAAUGGUUUUUCUUUUCUGUGAAUCUUAUGUGUACUAUUUACUUGUAUAAAAGUUAUAAUUGUAUUUAUGUAAAUUUAAUUUGGCUUU